Molecule: messenger RNA, 8072 nt
Organism: Cloeon dipterum
Lineage: Eukaryota; Metazoa; Arthropoda; Insecta; Ephemeroptera; Baetidae
Gene: PMCA
Product: plasma membrane calcium-transporting ATPase 3
Exons: 21
Coding region: 410-3976 (1188 amino acids)
Biological process (GO): regulation of cytosolic calcium ion concentration; calcium ion transmembrane transport
Cellular component (GO): intracellular membrane-bounded organelle; plasma membrane
Molecular function (GO): ATP binding; P-type calcium transporter activity; ATP hydrolysis activity
Source: RefSeq, a predicted model, not a curated record
GUUCUUUCUGUCGUCGGUGCUUCUUUUGGCCUGGUUUAAUGUACACACCCACGUACUAAAGUCCGUGUCUCAUCCCUUGCGAUCGGCGGCUGAUUUGCCAGCUCCGUUCUCUGGCCCGCUCGAAAACUGGGACGCAUGGUUGCUGCGACACCUCUGCCCGUGCAUUCUCGGCAGCUGCUGCGGAAAUUUCGCUGCUUCUGACGCUCGCUCGCUCGCUCGCUCGUGUGCCCCGCGUGAGAGUGUCAGUGGAGUGCACCCCGUUCGCGCCCCCCGUGACCAAGACACCCCGUGCGUGCAACGCUGGCAGCCGACAACGGCCCUGAGAGUGGCUUUUCAAUCUUUUCAAUGGCACUUAGAUAAAAAUUGGAAGCCGUGUCCACGGUAGAAGCGAUUGGUGGUAGGAGAGGACAUGGCGACGAUAGACGGGAGACCUGCCAUGUAUGGGGUCACCCUCAAGCAGCUGCGGGAGCUCAUGGAGCACCGCGGUCGCGAGGGGGUGGCCAAGCUGGAGGACUUUGGCGGCGUGCAGGACAUUUGCAGGAAACUAUACACGUCGGCGACCGAGGGCCUGUCCGGCUCGGAGAACGACCUCGAGCACAGAAGAGAGACUUUUGGCUCAAACACCAUACCUCCCAAACCACCCAAAACGUUCCUACAGCUUAUCUGGGAGGCGUUGCAAGAUGUCACACUGAUCAUCUUGGAAAUAGCUGCGUUAGUAUCAUUAGGCCUAUCCUUUUAUCAACCACCAGACGAAGAAGAAGUUGUGUAUCCAGGCGACGAAGAAGGCCACCAUGGUUGGAUAGAAGGGUUAGCGAUUCUCAUCUCUGUUAUUGUUGUUGUGAUUGUGACCGCCUUCAAUGACUACACCAAAGAACGGCAGUUCCGCGGCUUACAGAGCCAAAUUGAGGGAGAACACAAAUUUUCUGUGAUCAGAGGAGGGGAAGUGAAGCAAAUAUUUGUCGGAGACAUCGUUGUUGGAGACAUUUGCCAGGUAAAAUACGGCGACCUUUUACCGGCGGAUGGAGUCGUAAUUCAAAGCAAUGACUUAAAAGUGGACGAGUCUUCGCUAACAGGCGAAUCAGACCAUGUGAAAAAGGGCGACAAAUCAGAUCCUAUGUUGCUCUCAGGCACGCACGUGAUGGAGGGUAGCGGGAAAAUGCUGGUUACUGCUGUGGGUGUCAACUCACAGGCUGGCAUCAUUUUCACCUUGCUUGGGGCUGCCGUCGACGAACAAGAGGCAGAGGCGAAGAAACGCAAAAAAGAAGCAAAAAAACAGAGGAACAAGAAGAGUUUGACAGGCGAGGAAAAGGCAGCCAUCGAAAACAGGAGCACCGCCGCAGCCAAAAGCGAGCCUGUGGAGGAAGUGGUGGUGGCUAAAGAAACAGAUGACAGUGCUAGCCACAAAAAAGAGAAGUCAGUGCUGCAAGCGAAGCUGACUAAAUUAGCCAUCCAAAUUGGCUACGCUGGUUCUACAAUUGCUGUGCUUACAGUGGUGCUGCUUGUGAUUCAGUUUUGUGUACAAACUUUUAUUAUCGAGGGAAAAACAUGGAAGAACUCGUAUGCCAAUCAGCUUGUGAAACAUCUAAUUAUUGGUGUUACCGUGCUGGUGGUCGCAGUGCCUGAAGGACUUCCAUUGGCUGUCACCCUCUCCUUAGCUUAUUCCGUCAAAAAAAUGAUGAAAGAUAACAACUUAGUUCGGCAUUUAGAUGCCUGCGAAACCAUGGGAAAUGCCACUGCCAUUUGCUCUGAUAAAACAGGAACAUUAACUACAAACAGAAUGACUGUUGUGCAGUCGUAUAUUUGUGAGAAAUUAUGCAAAACCACCCCAAAGUAUUCAGACUACCCGGAGCCAGUCAUGAACCUGCUGGUCCAAGCGAUCGCCAUCAACAGCGCGUACACGUCACAAAUUAUGUGCACGGAACCUGGCGAGCUUCCUAAGCAAGUGGGUAACAAGACUGAGUGCGCAUUGUUGGGUUUCGUGCAGGCAGUCGGCAAGAGCUACCAAGGCAUCAGGGAUGCGCAGACCGAGGAGUCCUUUACCAGGGUGUACACCUUCAACUCAGUCCGCAAGUCGAUGAGCACAGUCGUUCCAAGACCCGAUGGAGGCUACAGAUUGUUCACCAAGGGUGCAUCAGAGAUCGUAAUGAAAAAGUGUGCUUUCAUUCACGGACGUGACGGCUGCCUGGAGAAAUUCACUCGCGAAAUGCAAGACAGGUUGGUGCGAACGGUGAUCGAGCCGAUGGCCUGCGACGGCUUGCGCACCAUUUCGAUAGCCUACCGAGACUUCGUUCCUGGCAAAGCGGAAAUCAACCAGGUGCACUGCGACAACGAGCCCAACUGGGAGGACGAGGAGAACAUCGUCAAUAACCUCACCUGCUUGUGCAUCGUCGGCAUUGAAGAUCCCGUGCGACCAGAGGUGCCGGAUGCGAUUCGCAAGUGUCAGCGAGCAGGGAUCACGGUGCGAAUGGUGACGGGCGACAACAUCAACACGGCCAGGUCCAUUUCGAUGAAGUGCGGUAUCGUGAAGCCGGGCGACGACUUCUUGAUCAUCGAAGGCAAGGAGUUCAAUCGGCGCAUCCGCGACAGCCACGGCGAAGUGCAGCAGCACUUGAUCGACAAAGUGUGGCCCAAGUUGCGAGUGUUGGCGAGAUCUUCACCCACGGACAAGUACACACUCGUCAAGGGCAUUAUUGACAGCAAGAUAAGCGAGUCUCGAGAGGUGGUGGCUGUCACCGGUGACGGCACCAACGACGGCCCCGCACUCAAGAAGGCCGACGUCGGCUUCGCCAUGGGCAUUGCUGGCACCGACGUGGCAAAAGAGGCUUCCGACAUUAUUCUGACCGACGACAACUUCAGCAGCAUCGUCAAGGCGGUCAUGUGGGGCAGAAACGUGUAUGACAGCAUCGCAAAAUUCCUGCAGUUCCAGCUGACCGUCAACGUGGUCGCCGUCAUCGUUGCCUUCAUCGGAGCCUGCGCCGUGCAGGACAGUCCCCUCAAGGCUGUCCAAAUGCUGUGGGUGAACCUGAUCAUGGACACGCUGGCCUCAUUGGCCCUGGCCACCGAAAUGCCGACCUCUGACCUGCUGCUGCGGAAGCCCUACGGCCGCACGAAGCCGCUCAUUUCGCGCACCAUGAUGAAGAACAUCCUCGGCCAGGGGAUUUACCAGCUGAUCGUAAUUUUCACGCUGCUCUUCUUUGGAGACAAGCUGUUGGACAUUGAGUCAGGUCGUGGUCUCCCGGACGGCGUUCCCGGAGAGCACUUCACUAUUAUUUUCAACACCUUUGUUAUGAUGACUUUGUUCAACGAGAUCAACGCCAGGAAGAUUCACGGCCAGAGGAACGUCUUCAGCGGCAUUUUCACCAACCCCAUCUUCUACUCCAUCUGGGUCGCAACUAUGGUAUCCCAGGUCCUCAUUGUUCAAUUUGGUGGAGUGGCAUUCUCGUGCAAGAAACUGACGUUAGAGCAAUGGCUGUGGUGUCUCUUCUUCGGGGUAGGAACCCUAAUUUGGGGCCAAGUCGUCACAACCGUUCCCACCAGAACGAUACCAAAAAUAUUCUCCUGGGGUCGAGGAAAUCCUGCGGAGACAAUAGCUUUGGGCGAGGAGGGACUCGACUCCGACUCUGAUCGCAAGCCCAGAGCGGGUCAGAUCUUGUGGAUUCGCGGUCUGACCAGACUUCAAACUCAGGUGAUAGGUGGUGAAUUACAAGAAAGAUUGAUUCCGGUCCCGUACAGCAAGAGCUCCACAGAUCAAGCUAUCCGAGUAGUUAAUGCUUUCCGACAAGGUCUAGAUGCUCGUUAUUGCGAGAGAAGCAAUCCAUCCCUGGCCGCGGUGCUGCAAAAGCAGUCGUCGCUCAGUAAGAGACUUUCACAGACAUCUUCCAUUGAGUACGCAGACAACGUGCCUGACGAACUCACCAUUCCCGAGAUCGAUGUUGAGCGCCUGUCCUCGCACAGCCACACAGAAACCGCUGUCUAAUGUGUUAUUGUACAUUACGAGAUUCACAGAGCAGACACAAUAUACUUAAAAAAAAUGAUACACACACACACAUAAAUAUUAUAGCCCCCGCCCGCCCGCCCGCCCGCCUGCGCGCGAAGAAAGAGCAUUCACUCGUUUCGAGAGCAGUCGAAUGUGGUACAUUCAUUAUACUUGCAAUUGCACAACACGCCUGUGGCGUUCCUAAUUCAUUGUUAUUAUCCCCCGCCCCCUUGUUGAUUAAUCUCUAUGCGCUUUCGUUCCAUCGUGUGUCUCGUUAGGACCUUUCCGAGUGCUCAAAAAUCGCCUUGGCUAAAAUUUACCUUUUCAAUUGUUUGGGCGAAACUCGUUCGUUUGUUAAACUCGCCACUUACUCCAGAUCGCAGUGUCCAAAACAUUAUAAUUUUUUUAAUAGCGUUCAAUUCCAGUGACGAUUGAAAUAAAUGUAAUAUUAUCAAAGCUUAUAAAUUGAGCUGUCACGCGAAGCUAUUGAAAACGCUAAAAAUUUCAAAACGAUUGAAAAAUGAGACGAAAAUUAUCAUUUGACUCGCGUUUGAAGCUAAAAUACGAUUUUGUGCUUAAAAAUUCUGCUAAAAACAACUUCUAAAAGCUCAUUUUCUAAGCCUUUGAACAAUGUGCUAUUUUAAAUAGAUAUUUUCUGAUAAUUCGUCCCUUCUAAUUCGUGAGUACGCGACGCGCGUUUCACGGUGACUUUGACUUGACCAAUCUCGAAAAUUCCAAAAUAUUUCACCAGAAAAAAUAAAGUUUCCCUAUUUUUUAUCAUGCUUCUAUGCAUUUUUUAGUAAUUAAAUAAUUUAAUUUAGUGGACUGAAAAAACUGGACACUGUGGAUUUCUAGAAAAGCAGCGACUUUUUGAACACAUUUUCACUUUGCUCAUUGUUGAUUUUGCAUCGUCCAGUUUAAUUGUUGACAGCUAGCUUCAUGCACUACCGCAGACGCGAAGCAAUGAACAUGAAAAAAAGGCUUUCUUGAGCGCAACUCGGAAUAAACUCACGUGUGUUUUUAACUUAAGGACGCAUUUUGCCGAUUGAUUGAGACGCAAACACGGCGAAUGGUUGAAAAAUUGUUACUGAAUUGUAUAAAUUAUACUAACACGAAAAGCAACUCUUUCUGUCAUGCUUACACGAUAUCCGUUUUUCUACUGAGACGCAUCACUUUCAUAUAUUAUUGGAGCUCUUGGCCAAAUUUUACACAUAUGAUCUUGUUGUAUUUUGUACACACGCAUUCUCGCUGAUCAUUUUUGUCUGUUAUGCUUUUUUGAUCGUGUCCCACGCAAAUUGUGGAAUAGAAGAAAAUUAUUCCUCACACACGUGUCUGAUGCGAAUUUGUAUAAUACUCGGAUCAAACGGAAAAUUAAUAGGUAACCGAUAUUUGCACUCGGACGUUUGUAACCAGAGACAGCAAUAUUAAUUAAAAAUAAAUUAUAAUCUAGGCGCGCGCGUUUGCAAGAAGUCUAAAAUUUCGGUUCGUCUUGAGUUCGCAAUUAGCUGUACACUUAACCUACGCUAAGGCACAUUUUAAAAGCUAAUAAAAUAACACACGUGUAAAAUUAAUAUAUAUUUCAUAAAAUAGUAUUAUUACGUAUGAUAUAAGCGAUAUAAAAGAUAAUUUAAUUUAUUUUACAAGGUAUAUCGGUGUGUGCACUACUUGGAUAAUUAAGCAGAGCAAUACUUGAGCACGUUUUUAUAUCCAGCUCUCAUUUGGUUUAUCUGCUGUGCGCGUAAACGAAAAUAUCUAUAAACGAGGUAUACCGUAAAAGGAGCAUGUGUAAUUUAUAUCCUACUGACAAAAAAAACGGAGAGAAAACAAGCAAGAAGGAGACUUUCACUGAAGCUGUGCAUGAAAUAUAAAUUGAAUGAAAAUAAAGAAAACAUCAAAUUUGACGCUGUAAUUUAAACUAAUAUAGCAAUAGAAAUAAUAAAAGUGUUUCAUUUAAAAUGAAAAUCAAAAUAUGUAUAGCGAAAGUUCCUCUAGAAUGUGUUGUUGAUUGUUUUGCGGAUACAACGAAGCGCCGCUGUUCAAAUUCAGGGUUCGGAACGAAAUUCAUUCCAUUUCAAUUCCAAUAAAACCUGCUCGGAGAUGCAAUAUCUCUUCUUGUGCUCAAUGAGUGUAAUUCAAAGACGAAUAGUGCCUUGACAUCAUUGCGUUCGAAAAUUUCCAUCUGUUGGUUCCGUAAUUGAGCUCCUCUCUCUUUCUCUUUCUCUCUUUCUCAGCCUGAAGAAACUUUUUAUGCCCGCCCGCCCACCCACGUGUAUUUCCGAACCCUGCUGGUCUCGAAAAGCGGCUGCUUUUCUACUCUGCGUGCAUAAUAUCGGUUACCUGCCAUCUUUGAGAAUAUGCAGAUUCUCAUCAAACAGUCUCUCUAUCUCUCACUCUCACAAGCUGCACAAAAAUUAAUGUGAAAAUCUAAAAUUUUUCGCUAUCGCAUCACUCACUAUAAAACUAAUCUUGUUAUACCACGACGUAUUGUUAUGUUGUUUUGAGAACCAAUACUCUACGAUGUGCUUCUUUCAAUAUAGAUGAUACUCGAUCCUUUUAGUAAAGGUUAGUGGAAACAUGCAAAAUAUACACACACAAACACACGAAAAACGCUAAUAAUAUUUAAAAAAGAAAAAUCCAAAGUAAUUUGAAGGGAAUAAAGACAUCUUGCACCAGUUACGAAAGAAUCCAUUAUUGUUGUGCGCGUGUAGUACAUUUAAUUCAAGACUCGUUAUAGACAAAAAGUUACGACCAUUAUUUAGAUGCAAAAAAAAGAAUAAAUUUGGCCAUCAUGAUGCACCACUCACUCGGUAAAUUAUUAUCAUAGUGAACAGUAGAUUACGACUUUCAAACAAUAGCAAAUAGAGGAACAAUAAAUGAGCCAAAAUACAAUUUUAUAUAGCAGUUUUGCGUUUUUACCUCAUCCUCCGUUUGCGUUUCCACGGGCACUUGACGAAGGCCGUAAUCUACUUUCGAUUGUUAUAAAAUAUUGUGUGUCAAAAAACGCAAUAUCUCUUAUUGUGCGAACAGCAGGUAAAAAUCUCACUGAUUAUUUGUUGAAUUUAUAUAGUCGAUAUGAGAUCAAAAGAUGAGACGUGUAAUAAUUUUAACUGAAGACCACCUUAAAAUCCACACGACUGCAAGUAGAAUGUACACUACUAAUUAUUAAAAAUUACUGAGACGUGGCAAGACACGCAAAUCUUCAAUACUCUCUCUCUAUCUCUCUGACUCUUUUGUGUCCAUCGCAGUAGUAUUUGCAGCGCUUGGAACUUAUUAAAAGAAAAAAAAUAGUAGGAGUGUGUGAGAUGCAGCGCGGUUUGAUUGUUUAGUAAACACAAAAACUCAACAAACAUAGUUCAAACAAGAAUUUUCGCUUUGUAUUCCAAGAAAGAUAAGAAAAGGAAAUUGUUCGGAGCGCAGUCGUUUAAGAAAAGUGUUCUAGGCCCAAAUCUAUGAAAUAGGUUCACACACACGAGAUAUUUUCAAAAUCAAUCUCAAAGCUAGUAAUUCCUGUCUUGCGAGAAAUUAAAACAGACACGAGAGAAAGAGAUAAAAUACACAUUAAACAUUAACAGAGUAGCAGUAUACAAAAAUAUAGCGAGUUGCAAGAAAAUAAUACACACCUUGAGGAGAGUAUGUGAGCAAAAAAUUGACAUACACACUCCCUCACUCACUACGUAUAAUUAAAAAAGAUGCAGCAGCAGCGUUAAUGUGUAAUUAUUUUUAGUUUUUCACUCUCUUUGAUGAGGAGCGUGUUGCAGUUUAAAUGAUGAACCAGUGUACGUAUUAUUUGAUUCCACAACCAGUACGACAAUGAUUCAAACACACACACUCACACACACACACACACGUACGUUUAUAAAUAACAAAACUCUUGCGCAACAGGUUAUUGUAUAUCAUACAUUGCAAGAUACAUUGUAAAAUAAUGUAAUACAAAAGAAAAACGCUAUGAAAUAUAAACACAAAAUAUUUUUUUGUGUAUGAUGCCUUUUCGUUUAAAAUAAUAUAUAAAUAUAUAUGUUCAUAGCCACCAUUAUUAACCGUUUUUACAAAAAUAAAAUUUUUAAUGUCUCAAAUAAAUACCUUGUUGAAAAUAUUA